Messenger RNA from Micropterus salmoides (largemouth bass), 4062 nucleotides. RefSeq names its product ensconsin. Gene Ontology annotation, biological process: microtubule cytoskeleton organization. Lineage: Eukaryota; Metazoa; Chordata; Actinopteri; Centrarchiformes; Centrarchidae. Gene Ontology annotation, cellular component: microtubule cytoskeleton. The record is from RefSeq and is a predicted model, not a curated record. The transcript is spliced from 19 exons. The coding region runs from base 68 to 2335 and encodes 755 amino acids.
GGGAGGGUGCCCGGUCUGUCUCAGGAUCACUCCAGCAGCUGAUCCCUCUCAGCUGACGUCAGGAGAAAUGGCGGACCAGGAUGGCAGCGACGCAUCUCCUCCCGAGUCCCAAGCGUCUUACUCCCAGUAUAAACCGGAGGAUGGCAGAUCGUCUUCAGCCACCCGUCCCAGCUCCUCGGGCUCUGGGCAGACCUACACUCCCACCCUGACCCCUACACCCACCCCCACCCCAACUCGCACCACCACCAGCAGCAGCCCCAGUAACAAUGCUGCCACCAAAACAGACUCGUUGCUCUUCAACAAGAUUGACGAGAAACUGAGGUUAGCCCGCGAGCGCCGGGGGGAGCGUGAGAAACAGAAUGCUGUCAAGGAGGCCCAGUGGCAGGCGCGUGAGGAGCGAGCCAGGCAACACUAUGAGAAGCACCUGGAGGAGAGGAGGAGAAGACUGGAGGAGCAGAGGAUAAAGGAGGACAAGAGACGGGCUGCCGUGGAGGAGAAGCGACGGCAGAAACUGGAGGAAGACAAGGCCCGUCAUGAGGCGGUGAUACGUCGGACGCUGGAGAGGAGCCAGAGAACCAGACAGAAGCCCAACCGGUGGUCUUGGGGAGGGGCAGUGCUCCCAAACACUCCCAGCACACCAGCCGAUGCUGACAGGCGGUCAGUGUCCACGAUGAAUUUAUCCAAACAUACAGACCCUGUUAUUACCAAGCGCCUCUCCUACUCCUCUGCCACACUUCUACACUCACCAGACCGAGGCUUACAGAUGAGAACAGCUUCUUCUCCUGUCAUUAACAAAGCUCAGUCCAAACCGUGCCUACACCAGGGAAAGACCACCCAGCACAAAAACACAGGCCUGCGCCGGCUUCCAUUGACGCCAUGGGAGAGCAAUGUGGUGAACCGCCUGCAGCAGCCAACACACUCCUACUUGGCUCGUAGCCGCAGCGCCAUGAGUCUGUCUGGAGAGCAAACAGCCAUGCCUGUGUGUCCUCGCUCAGUGUCCUGCCACCCCAUGGGCUCCAUGUCCUUCAAAGCCCUGCAGGCCCAGCCACUUCCUCACUGCCGCAGCCAUGAAAGGAGCCUCAGCAGGGAGACGGCCUCGUCUUCCUCCAAGACUGCCCGCAGGAGGACCACUGGCACCACACCGCAGAAGGACCGUGACAAUGUCAGGAAGUCCUGGAGCAACCUGUCACUCCCAUUGGCUCCCAUUCUGACUUUGCCCCCCAACAAGAGCGCCUCUUCUCCAGGCAAGAAGAACAGCAGGGCGACAGCACCCUCUCCUGGCAGACCUCCUCAAAAGUCAGCAGGGCGCCCACCGACCCCCAAGCUCCUUAGGUCUCCGGGGGCAGAGGACCCUGGAAACCUUCGACCUUUCAGGAUCACGCCCGAGAGCCCCCAACCCACCAGAGCCCAAGUAGAGGAGGAAGAAGAGCGGGUCCUCAGUCCUCCUCAGCCUCGACCUCAGCCAGUGGGUCAGAACAAGACCAGUAGUGAGCAGACACCACCAGUAGGACUACCAACAGCAGCCAGCGAGAGUGUAACCAGCUCUCCAGCCAACAAGCCCUCAGCAGGCACCACAGAUCCAGAGGAGGCGAGUCGUAUCCUGGCUGAGAAUCGUCGGCUGGCCCGCGAGCAGAGGGAGAGAGAGGAAGAGGAGCGCAGGCAACAGGAGGAGCAGGCAAGGUUAGCAAAGGAGGAGAUGGCUCGACGCAAGGCAGAGGAGCGAGCGAAGAGAGAGGAGGAGGCUCAGCGUCAGGCGGAGGAGAGGAGAAGGAAGGAGGAGGAGGAGAGAGAGGAGGAGCAAGAGAGACUUCAGAAAGAGAGAGAGGAGGCUGAGAGACAGAAAGAGGAGGAAGAGUCUCGACAGAGGGAGGAGGCGGUGCGACUGAGGCAGGAGAGAGAGAAACACUUUCAGAAAGAGGAAGCUGAACGUCUGGAGAGAAAAAAGCGUCUGGAGGAGAUCAUGAAGCGCACAAGACGUUCAGAUGCAACAGAGAAGAAAGUUGUUCCUAACAGAAACGGAGACAAUGCAGUGACUGCCGCUUCUAAUCCAUCUGCAGCGAUUGCCUCACCGACACACAACAGCAGUGGUCGCCAACCUGAUCCCAACCCAAACCCCAGCACCGCCACACUGAGCCAUCCUGAUCAGAGGGAGAACGGGGAGUUUGAAGAGGUGAUCGUACUGCCUUCACAUUCCAGGUUGUCUCCUCCUGAGGGACAGGAGCAGCAGCAGGAGGAGGAGAGAGUUCCUGUCAUAGCCUUCAGGGAGAACGGCCUCCUAAAGCCUCUGAGUGGAAUAGAGGAUAUAUCAGCCCAGCAGGGACCAGAUGUUGCCUGAUGCCCUGUUAGACAUUCAACUCCCAGAGCGACAGGAAGUGAGAAGAUCAGAGAGAGGUAAGGCAGGGCUGUCGGACUGAAUCAAAUAAAGGACUCGCAGCGUCACAGCCAGACCCUUUCCUGAGGUUUACUUUCUCACCCUCCCCGCGACAGAAGAGCACCGCAGCCAUUUCCCAAAGAUGGUGUCUCCAAAGAUCUCCCUAGAGAAUCUCCAGAGAAAAAGUUACGUGUCCCUCAACAAACUCACUGUGGGGAGCAGAUAGUUUGUCUGUCUCUGACCCUUAUUACACUCUGUAAUAAUGUUCUGUGCACAGCCCCAACUACCCCUCAUUCUGAAGUGAAUGUUCUGAAAUCACAGGAGAGCAUUGAAUGCCUAUUCCAUCUUGUGAUUCUCCGUGUGUGUGUGUGUGUGAGUGUGUGAAUGAGAGACUAAGUAUAAUGUAAACUGAGAUCAGCUGUAAAGUCUUCAGCCAUGAUACUUGAACAGUUUUUUUUUCUGUUGUUGUUGCAAUAGAACACACUGUAAUCAUGUGACGUGAUAACUGGAGGUCUGAUUAACGCGUUUGCUCUCUUUAACUGAACCUCACACUUCUCAUAUUUUAACAUUUCUAUUGAAAUGUUACAGAAGAGAUGGGAUAUAGGAAUGAUAUCAUUGCAUGAAGUUAUAUUAAGACAACAGGAAAGUGUCCCGUAAUGUAAUAUAUUUUUGCUGUGUCUAAAGUGUUUUAAUACUAGAGGUUAUUUUUGGGGUGAGGCAGAUGCUUUGGAGUAUCAUGAAGUUUAAGUUAAAUAAUGAGAAAAUGAAAAUACUGUUCUCUCAGGCAUCUGCAAAGUAGGGUGUAAACUUCUGAUUUUUUGUUUAGUUUUAUUUAAUUGCUGUACAGAUAAAAUGUGAUUCUUUGUUUUGUCUUUAUUUCUGUACAAACCGAGAAAGAAAAAACAAAUCUGCUUUGACGUUCAGGCCUGCCCUUCCAUUUGUUUCACCCUUUACAUUUACCCCAUCACCGUCUCUUUGCAUUUAAGGUUGACUUUCGUUUUGGCCACGAGCAUAAAAUGGAUUUAAAUAAUUUUGCUGCUGGUGUUAAUUCUGAAAUAAUUUGAUCAUUGUUGAAGGAUUUAAGAAAUGCUGCUAAUUUUGAUGUUCCUUUGCCUUACUGCUUCGUAGAAAGAAUGAGGUACUCAUUGUCACUGAAAUGAAGAUUCUGGCCACAUGCCCGGAGUCUCCAGUGGCUUCCUUUUCUUGAUUUGUUAAUAAUAUGAAAUUUGAUGAAAUGUUAUGUCAGUCUGUCUACUAUGAUCAUAAGAGCUUUCAUGUUAAACAAUAUGUCCUUAAAACAUGGGACUGACUUUGCACUUGUUCAAAUCGAGCAGUACCACCAAAAUGGAAGGAAACUUCAGAAAGAUUACUCAUGUCUUUGUUAUGUAGUACUGGUCUCUGCCAGUAGUGCAUAGCAUGCAGUUAUCAUAGUAACUUGACUUAAUUUUCUUUAACCGAAGCAAAAUCACUGGGAAAUGACAUUAUACAUACAGUAGGUGUCCUAUGAAUGAUGUUUAAAAGUAGAUAUAUUUUACUAAGACUGACCACAAGGCUUUGACAACUAAUAAGCCCUUUACUUCCAAAGAGGGUCUUUGUGGGAUGACAUCUGAGCCACUGUAAAGCUGAAAUCACUGUAAAAACAACUGUUAGGGCCCUAUUGUUUGGCAAGUAAAUAAACCUUUUUGAACUGA